Molecule: messenger RNA, 2172 nt
Organism: Pseudopodoces humilis (Tibetan ground-tit)
Lineage: Eukaryota; Metazoa; Chordata; Aves; Passeriformes; Paridae
Source: RefSeq, a predicted model, not a curated record
AUGGGCGGUGACAGCCACCCCGGUCCCUGGGGUAGGGUGUGUGCCCGUGGUCUCCUGACCCUGAGGAUGCUGGCGAGGAGCAAUGGUCUGCACAGCUCCCCAGCCAACCACCAGCCCAAGGGUGACACGGAGGGGACAGGGCUCAGCACCAGCAGGACCUGCUCAGCCCAGGAUGACACCAGCUCGGAGCUGCAGAGAGGAGCCAGCCUGGAUGGGGGGGAGCAGAGGGCUGACCAUGCUUUCCAAGGCCAGGGAGCCUUGGCCAGGGUAGUUCAGCUGGUGCUGGUGCUCAGGAGCUGGGCCAACAAGAGCCUGCAGGAGGAGCAGCAGAGGCCAGACCCCUUCCUGGAGCGUUUUCAAGGCCCCGAGCUCCUGACAGUGGCUGCAGGUGCUGGCGACGAACUUGAGGAUGAGGAGGCUGAGAAGUUAAACAAAAGGAGGAAAUGGCAGUUCUUUGUGGUGGACCCUGCAGGGGACGGGUAUUACCACUGGCUGGCUGUGAUUGCAGUUCCUGUCCUCUAUAACUGGUGCUUGCUCGUAGCCAGGGCUUGCUUCACUGACCUGCAAAAGACCUAUUUUGUGCUGUGGCUGGUGUUGGAUUACAUCUCAGAUGCUCUCUACCUCGGGGACACAGUGAUCCGCCUGCACACAGGAUUCUUGGAACAGGGCCUCCUGGUUAAGGACCUGAAGAAGUUACGGGAUAACUACAUCCACACGCUGCAGUUCAAGCUGGAUGUUCUCUCCACCCUGCCCACAGACCUGGCCUAUUUUUUGGUGGGAUUGCACUGCCCCGAGCUGCGUUUUAACAGGCUGCUGCGCUUCUCCCGCAUGUUUGAGUUCUUCGAUAGGACCGAGACCAGAACCAGCCACCCAAACAUCUUCCGCAUCAGCAACUUGGUUCUUUACAUCCUGAUUAUCAUCCACUGGAAUGCCUGCAUUUACUAUGCCAUCUCCAAGGCCAUAGGCUUCGGGGAGGACAGCUGGGUCUAUCCCAAUGUCACAGACCCUGAGUACGGCUCUCUGACCCGGGAGUACGUCUACUGCCUUUACUGGUCUACGCUGACUCUGACCACCAUCGGGGAGACGCCUCCCCCUGUGCGGGAUGAAGAGUACCUCUUUGUGAUCUUCGAUUUCCUCAUCGGCGUCCUCAUCUUCGCCACCAUCGUGGGGAACGUGGGCUCCAUGAUAUCCAACAUGAACGCCACCAGGGCGGAGUUCCAGGCCAAAAUCGAUGCCAUCAAGCACUACAUGCAGUUCCGCAAGGUGAGCAAAGACCUGGAAACCAAAGUCAUCAAGUGGUUCGACUACCUGUGGACCAACAAGAAGGCAGUGGACGAACGGGAGGUCCUCAAGAACCUCCCUGAUAAGUUGAGGGCAGAGAUUGCCAUCAACGUUCACCUGGAGACACUGAAGAAGGUGAGGAUUUUCCAGAACUGCGAGGCAGGGCUGCUGGUGGAGCUGGUGCUGAAGCUUCGCCCUCAGGUGUUCAGCCCGGGGGAUUACGUGUGCCGCAAAGGGGACAUCGGGAAGGAGAUGUACAUCAUCAAGGAGGGCAAGCUGGCCGUGGUGGCGGAUGAUGGGAUGACACAGUACGCUUUGCUCACUGCAGGGGGCUGCUUUGGUGAGAUCAGCAUCCUCAACAUCAAAGGGAGCAAAAUGGGCAACAGGCGCACAGCCAACAUCCGCAGCUUGGGCUACUCUGAUCUCUUCUGCCUGUCAAAGGAAGAUCUCAUGGAAGCAAUCACAGAGUACCCUGAUGCCAAAAGGAUCUUGGAGGAGCGUGGCAGGGAGAUCCUAAUCAAGGAAGGGCUGCUGGAUGAGUCAGCUGCAGAGGAAAGCACAGAAGGGAAGAGCAUGGAGGAGAGGCUGGACAGGGUGGCCUCAAACCUGGACACGCUGCACACCCGCUUUGGCCGGCUCCUGACUGAGUACAACGAUGCCCAGAUGAAGCUCAAGCAGCGCAUCACUGCUCUGGAGUCCAAGAUGAGGCAGGAGGAAGUGGAGGAUUUCUUCUCUGAUAGCUCAGACAGUCUGGCCUUUUCUCAGGUCCUUGGCGCUGCUGCUGGCACUGCCUUGAUGGCAGCCCCUGAGGUGGCUCCAAAUCAGGGGAUUGCCCUGGCUCCUCCUCUGACAUGUCACUUGUUUCAUUGCCUUUUGGGCCAGCCUUUGUAA